GGAGCUACAAUCUGCAAACAAUGCACGGAGUACUUCUUACCACAGGUCUAUGCCUGCUUUUGGCUACUACAGCCUCUUCCACUAGGAUGGUCUGUGUCUAUGACAGAGUGGCAUCCACCAGACCCUCCGUCGGCCAGUUCACCCCGGCUAUGAUUGAUCCAACUCUCUGCACUCACAUCAUCUUUUCUUCUGCAAACAUUGAGACACAAGAAGUUGUACCUUUUGACUCCAACGACAUGACUCUCUACGCACAACUGAACAGCCUGAAAAACAGGAAUCCACAGCUUAAAACUCUGCUGUCUGUAGGCGGCCCAGGCUUCAACAAUCAAAUGUUUUCUGUGGCAGUCUCAUCAUCCAAUAAUAGAAACAGAUUUAUCACUUCAGCCAAGGCUCUAAUUAAAGACAAUGGGUUUGAUGGGAUUAAUCUGGAUUGGCGUCAUCCUGGAGAUGCAGAUAGCCAGCCAAUGGACCCAACCAGAUUCCUAAGUCUUUGUCAGGAGCUCAGAGCUGAAUUUGAUAAAGAGGUUCCAGCUCUGCUCGUCUCUGCCAGUGUGUCUGCAGUAAGAGCAACGAUUGACAGCAGUUAUCCCGACCCCAGUGCUUUGGCCUCGGCAAUGGAUUUCAUCAAUGUUUUAACGUUCAACUUUCAUGAUCCAUCAGAAUCAAACACAGCACAUCACAGUCCUUUGGGGGCAUUAUCCUCAAACCCUUCAGAUACUCGGACCACGGCAAGAACAGUUUUAAAGAUGUUUAAUCUUUAUUGUUUUCAUUCAUAUAUUUAUUCAUUUGUAAUGCACUUAUAG
This is a messenger RNA of Periophthalmus magnuspinnatus, 803 nucleotides long. Its product is annotated as chitinase-3-like protein 1. Bases 21 to 803 code for a protein of 260 amino acids. The record is from RefSeq and is a predicted model, not a curated record. Gene Ontology annotation, molecular function: chitinase activity; chitin binding. Gene Ontology annotation, biological process: carbohydrate metabolic process; chitin catabolic process. NCBI's taxonomy places the organism in Eukaryota, Metazoa, Chordata, Actinopteri, Gobiiformes, Gobiidae. Gene Ontology annotation, cellular component: extracellular region. The transcript is spliced from 8 exons.